AUGAGUAGCGCCGUGGCUACGGAGAAUCGCACAUUCUUCUCCUUUAGGAGCUCCAUACAGUAGACUGCCGAUCUCCUGCCAGAGAAAGAACAUAGGAUCCGGGACAAGGAAGGCAAAAGGAAGGCAAAAGGAAGAGAGGAAGGCAGAGCGAAAUUAAGCGCAGCUUCUUUACAUUAUGUUGGGCAACAGAAAGAAAGCAGCCCCGGCUGUGAAGAACGGAGCUGGGACGUCCAAGUUAAAGGCCAUCGAUCCUCUGAGGAAUCUUGGAGUUCAGGAUGAUGACGAUGUGAAGCAGAUGUUACAGGGGUCCAGUAUGGUGAAGGUCCGCUCACCUCGCUGGCAGAAGCAACGAACUUUGAAGCUGCUGGAAGAUGGUGUCACUGUUUGGUGUCAGUCCCACAAAACCUCGAGCCGUGCCAAGAAGCAACAAUCCUUCUCCAUCUUGGAGGUGGAGUGCAUUCGGGAGGGUUGCCAGUCAGAAAUGUUGCGACAAUUGGUUGGCUCAGUACCUGAAGGCCAGUGUUUGACAGUGGUCUUCAAAGGGCCCCGGAAGAGCCUGGAUCUCCUCUGUCAGAGCCAAGAGGAGGCUCAACACUGGGCUCGCGGCAUUCGAACUCUGCAAGAGAGAGUGGAGAAUAUGACCCAGAAGGAAAAACUUGACCACUGGAUUCAUGCUUACUUGAGUCGGGCUGACCAGAAUCAUGAUGAUAAGAUGAGCUAUGAAGAAGUCCAGACCCUGCUGCAGAUGAUCAAUAUUGACCUGAGUGACCAAUAUGCCCGCAGCCUCUUCCAGAAAUGUGACCAGUCAGCUGAUGGUCGUCUGGACCACAGGGAGAUUGAAGUUUUCUGCAGGGAGUUGUUACGGAGACCGGAGAUAGAUGCUGUGUUUGUCCGCUACUCUGCAAAUGGCUGUGUACUUUCUACUGUGGACCUGAGGGAUUUCUUGAAGGACCAGGGGGAGGACGCUUCACUCAUCCAUGCCCAAAGUCUCAUACUCACAUAUGAACUUAAUGAGUGGGCCCAGAAGAACCAGUUCAUGACCCCUAAUGGCUUCACCAUGUACAUGCUGUCUAAGGAGAACUGUGUCUUUAACCCUGAACAUGCGAGGGUUUACCAAGACAUGAGACGCCCACUGGCUCACUACUUCAUCUCCUCUUCCCACAACACAUACCUCACUAAGGACCAGCUGACUGGGGACAGCAGCACAGAGCCAUACAUUCGAGCUCUCAGUCAUGGUUGCCGUUGCGUGGAGCUGGACUGCUGGGAUGGAGAUAAAGGAGAGCCAGUCAUUUACCAUGGACACACAUUCACCUCCAAAGUACCCUUCGUUGAAGUCAUUGAAACUAUCAACGAGUAUGCUUUUAAAGCUUCUCCUUACCCUCUGAUCCUGUCCCUGGAGAACCACUGCUCUGUGGAGCAGCAGACAAUAAUGGCUCAACAGCUGCAAUCCAUCCUGGGAGACAAGCUGCUCACUAAGCCCCUCAAUGGUCUCAAUUGUCACAACUUACCCUCUCCAGAGGACCUUAAAGGGAAAAUCCUUGUGAAGGGGAAGAAGGAGCAUGUGGUGGAGGAGUGCUUGUUAAGUGCUUCAGACUUCAGCUCCUCAGAUGAGGAUGUCAGUUGGACUGAAGGCAAACCCUGCCCAAGAAAAGAGGAGAGGAAGCCAGGUGUGUCUAAGCUUAGUCCAGAGCUAUCAGAGUUGGUCGUGUACACCCGCAGUGUUCCUUUUCAAAGCUUUGAACAAGCUGCCAAAAAACCAACAACUGAAAUGUCCUCUUUCUCUGAAAGUGAAGCUCUCAGACACAUUAAGGACUCAGGGAUGUAUUUUGUGCGUCACAAUAGUCACCAGCUCAGCCGGAUCUACCCCUCAGGACAGCGCCUCCAGUCCUCGAACUACAACCCUCAGGAGAUGUGGAAUGGAGGCUGUCAAAUUGUUGCUUUGAACUUCCAGACACCCGGUGAGCAGAUGGACCUAAACCAUGGCAGGUUCCUGCAGAAUGGUCAUUGUGGCUACAUCCUGAAACCUCCCUUCAUGUGCCAGCUUGACACCACCUUCAACCCAGAGAAUGUUGGUGGAGGUCCUGGCCACAGACCUGUACUGCUCACUGUUCGGGUUAUAUCAGCUCAGCAGCUCCCCAAACCAGAUUGGGACAAGCCCAGUUCCAUUGUGGACCCCCAGGUUUGGGUGGAGAUACAUGGUGUACCCAUCGACAACAAUAAGAAGAAAACCCAUCAUGUUGAUAACAAUGGCUUUAACCCAAGGUGGGACUGUACAUUUAAUUUUACCGUCCACAUCCCUGACCUGGCACUGGUUCGCUUCAUGGUGGAAGACUAUGACUAUACCUCAAGCAAUGACUUUCUAGGGCAAUACACCCUGCCUUUCACCAGUCUCCGCACAGGUUAUCGCCAUGUCCAACUGCGCAAGCUGGAUGGCUCCAGCCUUUCACCUUCCUCUCUCUUCAUCCACAUCACAGUCACCCCUUGCAAGAGCAGUCCUUACAAAUCAUCAGCAAAAUCACCAGCCAGGUCUUUAGCCAAGGAACCCUAAUCUACCCUCUUCCCCUAGCCACAUGAAGCAUGGAAGCCACGAUGGGAAGAUCCCUGAACAUAUCUGCCUUGACCAAGGAAAUAAAGGAUCUGGCCCCAAACUCAUAAAACUUAGUGGUUAUAAAUUUGUCUUGCAAAUGCUGAUGCUAAAGAUAAAAAUGCUGACCAUUAUUUCAAAUUUUUGAAGAAGAAAGCAAAUGCUUUUCUUACUGUUCGAUGCUUAUAAUUAACCAUGGUGGUUAGUUUUGUGAUUAAGUCCCUGAUCUUCCUAAGGGUGUCAAAAUAGCAAACAUGGAGAUAUAAUCAGCGAGGGAUAUAACAUCACUGAUGAACCAAAUGCCAAUUUUGGGUGUGAUUGGAAGGUUUAACUGAACGCCCAGCCUCAUUCCCUCUAACAACAUUGACUGACUGUUGAAUACUAACAGUUUCUUUAAUUUAUCAUUUAAUGGGGGUUUGAUUGUUAGAGCAGGACUGAAGAACUUAAUUAUAACCCAUUGAUCCAGCCUGCAGAGGUAUACCAUGACCAAGUUUGGUGCUAGAUUUUGUCUUUACAUUUUGAACAUAUAAGCUAACCUUGCAAUUAGUUAAGUCUCAUGGCUUCUAUAGGAAAUUUUUUUUUAAUUAUAUGUAUCAUAGUUUUGUGUCUAUUUUGUGUAGUCUGCUGGUAUGUGAUUUGACCAUUACUUUUAGAUUAGAUAGCCUACAUCCCAAGUGUAGACUUUAUACAUGGUGUGUGAAGUAGCCAUCCUCUAUGAAGUGUUCAGGGACAUGUUCAGAUUUUUAAAAUUAAUUUUAAAACAACCAGAGGUCAUUCAAAGAGCUAAUAGUCAUUGUCAUCUUCCAUUUUCCAUUUUCUGAAACCAACAAUCCAACUUUAUUUCAUGCAGCAACUGGGCAGGUGUGCCACAGUGAGAAAGUAGGUUGGAUUUUGACUUCUCUGUGACCUUCUUUUACACUCUUGAAUCAGCUAUGUUUCAUUACUAUUUGUAGCAACAACGGUCUGAAAGUGUAUGCUAUUAUCCCAGUUUUUACUAUCAUCACAUCUUGGCCCUCUGUAUGAUGGCAAGCUUGUCACUAGGCUCUAUUGAUGUACAUAUGGCGUGCACGUAUUACAUUGAGAUUGUCUACGAUAAAAUAUUCAAAUUUCAAGGUUCAAUUUUCAGCUUUUUCUGAA
This is a messenger RNA of Seriola dumerili (greater amberjack), 3721 nucleotides long. RefSeq names its product 1-phosphatidylinositol 4,5-bisphosphate phosphodiesterase delta-3-A-like (gene plcd3b). The transcript is spliced from 16 exons. NCBI's taxonomy places the organism in Eukaryota, Metazoa, Chordata, Actinopteri, Carangiformes, Carangidae. The record is from RefSeq and is a predicted model, not a curated record. Gene Ontology annotation, biological process: lipid metabolic process; intracellular signal transduction. Gene Ontology annotation, molecular function: calcium ion binding; phosphatidylinositol-4,5-bisphosphate phospholipase C activity. The coding region runs from base 176 to 2548 and encodes 790 amino acids.